GUGGUCACUCACGAAAUCUUGCCGCAGCUGGUCUACUCGUUGGCACAGCAGAACCGCUUCUACAAGAAAGCGGCAGCCUUUGUUCUGCGGGCAGUCGCCAAACAUUCGGCGCCACUUGCGCAGGCUGUGGUGGAUUCCGGUGCAAUGGAGUCGUUGGUGCUUUGCUUGGAGGAGUUCGACCCUGCAGUGAAAGAGUCGGCCGCAUGGGCGCUGGGAUAUAUUGCAAAACACACCAAGGACCUGGCCCAGAGCGUCGUAAACGCUGGCGCAGUGCCUUUGUUGGUCUUGGCGUUUCAGGAGCCAGAUCUCACCGUGAAACGCAUCAGCGCCUCUGCCCUCAGCGACAUCGCCAAACAUAGCCCCGAGCUGGCGCAACUGGUGGUGGAUGCUGGCACCUGUUCCCUAUUGGUGAAGGAGGUGUCCAACAGCGACGUUGGGCUGAAACGUCAGGUGUGCGGUUGCCUGGCGCGGAUCGCCAAGCAUUCGGUCGACCUGGCCGAAGUAGUCGUGGAGGCCGAAGUCUUCCCACGGAUCCUGCACUGCUUGCGCGACGUCGAUGAGGUGGUGCAGAAAAAUGCCGCCACCUGCGUGCGAGAGUUAUCCCGACAUACUCCGGACUUGGCGAAGCUCGUUGUGAACGCUGGCGGUAUCGCUGCUAUGGUGGACUAUGUUCAGGAAGCUCGUGGCAAUGCACGCUUGCCAGGGAUCAUGACCUUGGGCUACGUCUCAGCGUUCUCGGAGACCUUGGCACUGGCAGUGGUUGUAUCAAGAGGAAUUCCUCCUCUGAAAGAUGCACUGAUCAAUGAACCAGAGGACCAUGUGAAGGCGGCGGCCGCAUGGUCCUUGGGGCAAAUUGGUCGCCACAGCCCCGAUCAUGCGCGGGCGCUUGCAGAGGCAGAUGUCUUGAGGAGGAUCUUGGCGGUCUAUCUGCACCGGGAUUCGAGUGAAGAUUUGCAACUGAAAGCCAAGCGAGCCCUGAAACUCGACCUGUCACAUGCCGAGGAAGAGCGUCAUCCAGAAGUGCGCACACCUGCCAGCGCUGGAACCACUUUUGGACUCGCCACCGAAUAUCUUGAAGUGCCUUGGGCGUUUCGGACCGCCCUGGCACAAGCUCUGUUGCACUGGGCACACCCUGGCCCCUCUCAUUCAACCUUGACCAAGUGGCCUGCAACCGCAACUUUACUUUGUAGGUACGUGGUGCAGCAGUUUGCCAAGGUCUUACCCAACGACAUGGAGGCGCGCAAGGCCUUUGUGCAGUCUGGAAGUUUGCAGAAGCUCCAGGAGGUGCAGGCGGAGCGAGGUUCCAAACUGCAGGAAAUGGUGGAUACCAUCAACUUGCAGUACCCGCCGGAGAUUGUACAGUACUACUCUCCGAACUAUGCGCAGUCGUUGCUUGAAAAGAUGGAGGCUUUUAACCCCUCGGGCUGA
Messenger RNA from Cladocopium goreaui, 1428 nucleotides. Lineage: Eukaryota; Dinophyceae; Suessiales; Symbiodiniaceae. The record is from the annotation of a GenBank genome assembly.